UGCAUGACCUUACGGCGUAGGGAGGGAAAAUUCUGUAUCUGACUGUUAAUAUGUCUCCUGGUUGUUUCUUAAUUCCAGUGACGAAUAGAGUUACGGGAUAUGACUUUUGGGGGAGAGUUCGCUUUCAAUCUAUAUAGGUUUUUUUGUUUGUUGUUCAUGGGCGCCUCCCCGUUCCUUCCUGCGAUUUCGCCUUGCAUGCGUGGUUCCCCAGGUUGGCUGCUUUGGGAAUGGCGCUGCCCUAAUGGCCAUGUUAGGGUACUAUGCGUCCACGUGAUGUGGCAUUGAUGACCUCAUCGUUUGAUACCUUUGCUGCCGAUAACGAUUAGAUAAGGAUCGAUAAGUUAAAUGACGAUUGCUUGAUU
Aspergillus japonicus CBS 114.51 is the source of this 362-nucleotide messenger RNA. RefSeq lists its product as uncharacterized. The coding region runs from base 100 to 285 and encodes 61 amino acids. The transcript has a single exon. The record is from RefSeq and is a predicted model, not a curated record. Lineage: Eukaryota; Fungi; Ascomycota; Eurotiomycetes; Eurotiales; Aspergillaceae.